Messenger RNA from Paramecium pentaurelia, 1604 nucleotides. Lineage: Eukaryota; Ciliophora; Oligohymenophorea; Peniculida; Parameciidae. The record is from the annotation of a GenBank genome assembly.
AUGUUAUUUAUUUUAAUUUUACUUAUAUACACACAGAACAUAUAGGCUUCAUUCCUUGAAAUUUAGGGAUUACUAUUGUAAUUAUCAUAAGUAUGAAAUAUUAAUUAUACCAGAAAUUAGUAUAAUUUGAUUAAUAAAAUGAUCAAGACAUCUUUAAUUAACUAGAUCAAAAAAUCUCAUUUGAAGAUAUUAAUAUCAAAUUUCCUCAUUAAUGUUUUAAUGAUUAUAAUUAUUUACACAAUUUAUUAGAAAUAGAUGAUCCAUAACUUCAAUUUUUAGUUUUAGCAUCUGGAUGCAUUAUUGAGCAUUAAUAUUUUGAAAUAAGAGAUGGUUUUACUUAAAUUCAAUAACAAGAAAUAAAAUUUGGUUAUUAUAUAAGAUAAAGCGAAGAUGAAUUACUUAUAAUGGCAUUUCGCCCUUUUUAUCAUAAAUCAUUUUUGGCUCAUUAAUGUAGAUUUGAUGGCUUUAGCAAUUAGUGUAUAAAAGGAAAUAAUGAUCAUAUAUUAUAACUUGGUAGUAGUUGUGAUACUUUUUAUGUUGAUAUUUUUUGUGUAGAACAAUAGUUUAACUUGUAUGAAAAUUUGUAAGUCUUUAUUAAAGAGUAUCACAUUAUUAUUAUUUUUAUUUCAUUUACAUAUUAUGAUCGAUUAAUUAGACUUAAAUAAGAUUAAAUAUAUAGAGUUUAAAUUAUACUCUCAUCAAUUGUGUUUCUACUUAUAUCCAAUUGGUAAUUUAUAGCUUUAGUUUCAAUUCUCAGAGUUUAGUAAUAAUAUAAUGUGAGAACUAAAUUUUAUUAAAUAGAACAAUUAAUACUAUAUCUCACAUUGUUUCAAAUAUAUACUAAUAAUUUCAUUUAAUUAGGCUCAUUUAAUGUUGAAAAAUCUAUUGCUGAAGCAAUUAUUUACAUUUAUAUAAUUCUAUUUUUGUUUUAAAUUCUAAGCAUUUUUGUAUUCAAAAGAAUAUCAUUAGUCAUAAUUCUAUAUUUAGUAUAAUACUAUUUUGAAUACAUAAAAGCGAUGAUUAAAUUGAAUACUUUAGUAGAUAAUAGUUUUAAAUUAGGAAUGGUAUUCUUGAACAUUUUGAUAGGAAAUUUACAAGAAUUAGAUAUAUUUACAUUUAUUCAAUUUAAGGAUUCCAUAUUACAUGUUCUAUUUGGAUAUAAACUUAAUUAUUUUAGUUAUAUCUAUACUGCUAUUUUAAUAUUAAUUUUAUUAAAUAAUGGACAUAAAUAAAUAUAAUUAUAAAAGAAAUCAUAAAAAUAUCACAAAAUUAGAUAUUUAUUUGAAUGUUUUGCUUAAAUUUAAUUAUCAUUCCUUUAUUUGCCAUUAGCUAUAAUAUUGACAUUGUUAAAUAAAUUUAAAAAUUAUCCAUAUACAAUAAUUUGUUUUGAAAACUUUUACCUAUUUUGGAUUUAUUUUUUUUAUUUUCCAGUAGAUUUUCCUUUUAUAUCAUUAAUCAUAGGAUUUAUCUCACUUUUACUAGAUUCAAAUGAACUAUUUUAUUAUGUUUAUGUAGAAAUAAAGAGUAUAGGCAAUGAAAUUAAAUUGGAAGAUCUAAAAAUGCCAAUAAUUAUUUCAGAUUUUAGAUAAUUACUUAAAUUGUGA